AUGGUCUCGUUUCGUGAUAAUUCGGGGUCAUGGAAGGACGCUGUGAGUGUCCUAUCUAUUGUGGUUGCCUGCUAUUCCGCUUACAAGUACUGUCGAAUCGUGCAUAAAUCAAAAAUACCGCCAGUGAAGACGGGUGUUGAGGAGUUGAUAGGGAACACACCAUUGGUACUCAUAAAAUCGCUAUCAAAUGCAACUGGCUGCAAUGUUUACGCGAAGUUGGAGCUGUGCAAUCCGGCAGGCAGUGCGAAAGACAGAGUCGCCUACAAUGUCAUUAAAAUGGCUGAAGAAAAGGGCGAACUUGUUAGGGGAAAACCUGGAUGGGUGUUCGAAGGCACAAGCGGAUCGACAGGUAUCUCGAUCGCCAUGCUAUGCAAUGCUCUAGGUUAUAAAGCCCAUAUAUCGUUACCAGAUGAUACUUCCAAUGAAAAGCUUGCCCUCUUGGAAAGUUUAGGCGCCGUAGUCAACAAGGUGAAACCUGCCAGUAUUGUGGAUUCAAACCAGUAUGUUAAUGCUGCCAAAAAAGCUUGUGAGCUAGCUGUGGAAAAGGGAGAGCGUGGUGUAUUUGCCGAUCAGUUUGAGAACGAGGCAAAUUGGCGGAUACACUAUGAGACAACGGGACCUGAGAUUUACCAGCAGACGGGCGGUAAGUUAGGUGUUUUCAUUGCUGGAUGCGGUACCGGCGGUACCAUAACAGGUGUGUCUAGGUUCUUGAAGGAAAAGAUGAAGAAGAAACCUCUUGUUGUGCUAGCUGAUCCUCAAGGUUCAGGUUUUUACAACAGGAUAAACUACGGGGUCAUGUACGAUAUCGUAGAGAAGGAGGGAACCAGGAGACGGCAUCAAGUGGACACUAUUGUGGAAGGUAUAGGAUUGAACAGGAUAACGAGGAACUUCCAGCUCGGGGAGGUUUACAUCGACGAGAGUGUACGUGUCACCGACGAUCAGGCACUCAGAAUGGCCAAAUUUCUCAUGGUGAAUGAUGGAAUCUUUACCGGUAGCAGCACAGCCAUUAACGCUGUCGCUGCCGUAAAGAUGGCGAAGAAAGUACAGCCCGGAACGACCAUUGUUAUAAUUGCAUGCGACGCAGGCUCAAGACAUCUCAGUAAGUUCUGGAAACUCGCUAAAGAGGUCGAUUCCAAUAUUACGCUAGAGCAAGUAAUAGGAGAGUAG
Molecule: messenger RNA, 1167 nt
Organism: Torulaspora globosa
Lineage: Eukaryota; Fungi; Ascomycota; Saccharomycetes; Saccharomycetales; Saccharomycetaceae
Gene: MCY1
Product: putative cysteine synthase
Exons: 1
Coding region: 1-1167 (388 amino acids)
Cellular component (GO): cytoplasm
Molecular function (GO): cysteine synthase activity
Source: RefSeq, a predicted model, not a curated record